GCUAAUUUUAGAAAGUUGGUAUUACAGUAUAACCGUGCGAAUACGACUUGAAGGUCGUACUUGGAAUGUACUCCUGGAAUUAUAUGGUAUGUUUCGUCUAAGAUGGUUAGAUACACAGAAUUUCUUCUAGCCCACAAGCAUAAAGUUACAUAUGUACACUCAUGAAUGAAGAAAUAAAAAGUCCAGUGAAGGAUACAAAGGAACAGUUGACCAGUAUGAAUCCAGAAGAAGAAAUCAGUUUAGACAGCUUUUUCCAAAUGGCUGGUAUGGAUUCAUCACAACUGGAAGCUUUGUGUUGUCCAAUAUCCUCUGGAACAGCAUGUACACCAGACGAUGGCAAUCUAAACUUGUCUGGAAAAAAUUCUCCCUUCACGCAUCAACUUCAGUCAUCAGACACAGAAGAGACAAUUAAUCAUAUUAAAGCACGUUAUGAAGCAGAAAUAGCAAAUUAUAAGAGAAAAUUGUCAAGUUAUCAAGAUGGACAACAAAAACAAGCUCAACUAAUACAAAAGUUACAGGCAAAGCUUCAAACAACUACAGAGACGCUGAAUGCUCGAAUCGAUGUUGCUGAAACAAGAUCAAGAGCAUUAGAACAAGAGCGUUCAUAUGAUAUUGAAAAUACUGUGAAUAAAUUACAAGAAGAACAACAACGAUCUAAUGAAUUAUCUCGAGCUAAUGAACUAUUACGUGAUCAACUGGAACAAGCUGUUCAAGCUAAUCAAGGUUUAAGUCAAGAUGUUGCACGUUUAACAUUAGCAUGGCGUCAUGCAGCACAACAAUUAGAUAAACGUGAAUCUGAAUGGCGUGAAGAAGAAAGUGCAUUUAAUGAUUAUUUUGCUGCUGAACAUAGUCGUUUAUUAUCCCUGUGGAGAGCCGUUGUCGCUUUAAGACGUCAAUUCGCUGAUUUAAGACAACAAACUGAUAAAGAUUUAACUAAUACUCGUACAGAAUUCACUCGUUACAUAGGCAAUAUUCAGUCAGCAUGUAACAAUUUAGAGGCAAAUUUACGCUCUGCUGAAGCACAGAAUCAAGCAAGUCAAGUGAAAACAACCAGUUUUCUUGAAACCGAUAUGGCUAAUCGUAUACAAGGCUUAAGUGAAUCAUUAGCACGUAGUCAAGCACGUCUAGCUGAAGCAGAAUCUAAGCUUACUGAGGCAAUGACAGCUAAAGAAAGACUUGCAACACAGCUUGCUGAAAGAGAUCGAAUACUCACUACAAUGAAACAAUUACACUCUAAUUAUGAUUUAGAUUCAUUAUCAAUGAGAAGUUCAAAAUCGCUGAAACGCGGAAAACGUCUUCACGACUUAUUAGAUACAGCUGUAGAUAUUGGUAAACAAAACGAUGGCCUAUCAGAACUUGCUUUAAGCACUGAUGAUGAAGAUGAUCAUUUGAAAGCAACAAAACGUUUGAUUGAGCAUACACAUGUUAUGCAUCAUGCCUUGAGUCAAAUAGCACAGUUAAUUAUUUGGGAUGCAACAAUUGCUGAUACAGACGAAGCACAUGAACCCAUCUUAAAUCUUCAAAACCCUGAUUGGUCCAGUACACGUGUUACACCGUAUUCAGUAGAAUCAAAACAGGCCACUUCAGAAGCAAGCGGAGAUACUAAAGGCCAAACAACGCCUGCAAAUGAAUCAAGUGAUCCAAAUCAACAAGGGAAUAAAAUUCCCUACGCUAAACCAGAUGACAUUUCUUGUCUACGCCGAUUAGCACAUUCGAAAUAUCAAGCUGGUUCAAGUUUACACUUGGCUGAAUCAACAGUCAGUGCUGUACAGAGUGCUUUGAAUAGACGCGCAACUCAUGUUCAUCGUUUAAGACUUAGAACUUCUGGAAUGAAAGAACAAAUCAAUAAUCUUUUACGUCGUGGAGAAGAAGCAGACACUGAACGUAAACGUCUUUCUGAACAACUUGCACGACUAAGGGAAGAAUUAGAAACAAAAAGUUUAGAAAUGGAUAAAUUGUCAAGAGAAAAAGAUAGAAUCAAACAAACAUUGAGUUUAACUAAAGAAGAGCAUGAAAUGAGUGAAUCAGCAAGGCAAAAUUUAAAUGAACAUGUACGUGAAAUUGAAAAUGAAUUAGAACGUCUUAGAACAUCACUUCAUGAUAUGCGUAAACAAAGAGAUGAAACAAUCACUGAACGUGAUAAUUUACAAACGGAACAAGAUCGUACACUUCGUGAGUUAGAUGCUGUCCAAAAGACAUUAAGCAGUACUGAACAGAGAACAGUGAACUUCCGUGAAGAAUUGGCUACAGUCCGUGAACAGUUAAGACGUAUUGAAUUAGAAAAAGAAAUAUUAGAUCAAGAGAAAAAUGAUGCUAUUACAACAGUCAAUAAACUGCAACAUAAAAUUGAAGAAUUAACUGCUGAUCUCAAUCAGGCGUUUAACAGAGAAAACCAAUAUAAAUCAAGAAUUACUAGACUAGAAACUGUACUCGAAACACAAGAACAUGAUGCUGAACAAUUAUCUCAUCAAAUCUCAUUAACACAUGCUAAUGAAACUCGUCUAGUAGAAGAAAGAGCUAAUCUUCGUAUGGAGUUACAAGAACAAAGAGAUGAGUUAGAGAAAAUUUAUUCAGAAAAGUCAAUUACACAGACAGAAUUAGAACAAGCACGUGAAUCGAUUAUGCGUGCUGAAACAGCUAGAACACGUCUUGAAGCAGAACUAAGUGAAUUAUCUAGAGAAAGAAUGACACUUACAGAAUCGUUAUCUGAAGCUCAAAGACAAAAAGCUACAUUAAUGGAUGAUAUAUCCACAUUCCGUAGGGAUUCUGAACGUCAAGAAGGUUUAAUUAUGAGAUUAACUAGUGAAAAAGAAGCUAUAUCAAAACAUAAAGCUGAACUACUCCUUCAGUUAUCAAUUGUAGAAAGGGAUAAUCGCCAUUUAACAGAAAUAAUUAACAAUUUGAAAUCAGAAAAAGAAAGUCUAGAAUCGAAUUUAUUUGAUAUGCAACAAACAAUUGAACAGUUAUAUCAUAAACAAUCGCAGUUGGAAAGAGAUGUAUCAGAUUUAAGAAGUCGUCGAGAUGAACUGCAAGCUGAACUUUGUCGUGCACACAGUAAUUUUCAAAUAGAAUUAGAAAAAUCUGAACGUAGUGGAAAAGAAGUAGGCGAUCAACUGUCGAAUGAACUAGAAGGUCUACGCAUGGCCCUACUACAGUCAGAGAAACGUGCUGAAGAAGCUGAGAAAGCAUGUUUACAAGCAGUAGCAAGAGCAGAUCAAGCUGUCAGCGUUAUUGACAGACAACAGCAACAACACAUAGACAUUGAACAUUUAAUGGAAAGAGAAUUAGAAUUACGUAAUUCUGCUGAAGAAAUGAAUCGACUUACGAAAGAGUUAUUAGCUGCUCAAAGGGAAAGAGAUGAAGCUCGCCUGCUUGCAGAACAAGAACGACAACGUGCAUUAUCUAGAGCAGCAGAAGAGAAAGUUAGUCUUCAGGAAAAAGUUAAUGCUCUACAAGAAACUAUCACAGAAUUACAAAUUACACUGGAUAGGACACAAAAAGAUGCAAGUGUUCGUGAAGAUCAAGAGAGAUCCGCUUUAAGAAAAGCUACAGAAGAGGUUCGAAGUUUCAGAAAUCAAUUACAAGAAGCAUGUUCAGAACAUGAAAGAGAGAAUCGUGAAUUACGUAUGCGUAUACACAGUCUUGAAAGUCAACGAGAUCAUUGGACCAAAGAAGUCAGUGAACUUCAAUUACAGAUAAGAAUGGCUGAAGAAGUUAGAGAUACUAAUCGUACAGAAUUAGUCGAUAGUACAUGUCGUAUUCGUGCUUUGGAAGAAACAAAUGAUUCUUCUAGAAGAGAAUGCAGUGAACUACGUCAAAGACUUGGUGAACUAGAACGUGAGAAAAAUGCAUUAAAUUAUUCCAAUGACGAACUGAGAAAACAGCUGAAAUGUGUUGAACUAGAACGUGUCGAUUUAGUUCGUAUGACCAAUACACUGAAAUCAAAACUUCAAGGUACUGAAAUGGAUCGAACAUCGUCAGAAAGACGUGUAGCCGAUUUACAAGUCGGUUUAAAAGAGGCCACGAAUUUAGCCAGUGAAGCUAAACGUGAAAUUAUAGAUUUGCGAAACAAACUUCAAAAAGUUGAGUCGGAAAAGGCUAAAUUAACUGAAGAAAUUGAAGAUUUGAAGGUUCGAUUAAAAGAAAGUGCAAAUCAAGAAGAAAAUUUAAAACGUGAAAAAAUAGCACUGAAACAAAAACUUUUAGAAAUUGAAGCUUCAAAAUCAACUCUACAAUCAGAAUUAUCUGACUUAAAUCAUCAAAUGUCUGAAUUGGAGGAAAUUCUGCGUUCAAGAGAAAGAACAGCCAACCAAGCUGCUGAGGAUUGGCAAAGAGAUUAUCAACGUUUAACUGAAUCCAGAAAAAAUUUACAGGCUAAAUUGGACAAUUCAAAUAUGGUAAUCAGUGAACUACGAACAUUACUGGCUGAAUCUCAAACAUGCAUAAAAGGAUUAGAAUCAGAGUUGAAUGAAACACUGACUACACGUCAAGAGGCUGAAGCCCGUCUAUCAGCAAUACACAGUAUAUUAAGACGUCUAAUUGGUUUCCGUCAGUCACAAUUUACUGGUCAACUACAAAAUUUAAACAAGCAGCAGCAACACCAACAACAACACCAGCAGCAGUCUGAACUAAUCAAUCCUAAUUGUGAAUCAAGUUUAGCUGAUCAAAUAGAUGAAUUGGAUAAAUCACAUUGGGAUUAUGAUAUCUAUACAAAAAAUACUUCUGGUCUGGAUAUAUUUGAUCAACCAUUUGAUGGUUUCAGUAGUUCAGAUGCAAGACGAUUAAAAAUGAUGGCUGAACAAGUAUUGAAUAAUCAACAAGACAUAAAGGCUGAUGUAUUAUGCACGCCUAGAAGUGAUCAAAUGCCUAAGCCACGUGUACGUGGUCGACGUCGUUUUGAAGCUUAUGCAAAUUCAGAUCCAGAAUAUGGAUCUAUAAGACGGGCUAAAUCAGCAUCACCAAAAAGAGCCAACAGACAUGAUGGAUUCAUGCUUCGGUCUACAUCAACUGAAAGAGCUAAUCAACAAAGAUUAAUCAAUAGUACAGGAUAUUCUUAUGAUGAAAAUGGAGGCUUACUGGAUAUAACGCAUUUAUCUGAUUGGUCUUCGAGAUGGUUAGAUACACUACGUUACCAUAUGAAUGGUUAUAGAACGCAUGCAUUACCUGGUUCCAAUUUGGAUCCAGGUGCUGUACGCUUAGCCUUAAGACGAUUUUUACGUCAUCUUGUUAAAAUUGAACGUGAACGUGAUGAUUUUGAUAUAAGAGCAAGAUUAAAUGAAGAGAAAGUUGCAGAAUAUAGUCGACAGUUGAAUGAACGUGAAGAACAACUUAUCCAGAUGAAGACGAAUAUCAAUGAAAUGGAAAGAGGGAAACUUGAAAUCAUGGAACAGUUGAAUAAGAUGAAAAAUACAAUUACAGAGCAUGAAAAUGAAAUGUCGAAACGUGAAUAUCAGUAUACGACAUUGCAUGAACAAAUCAAAAGCUUAGAACAACAAUUAAAUUCAUGUGAAGCUGAAAAAAAUCAAUUGCAAAUGCGUUUUGAUAAGUCAAGAGCAACUGAAAUUAAAUUAGAAGAAAAUAGACGAGAAUUAUUACAUUCAUUAGAAGAAGCAGAAACACGUUAUACACAGGCUGAAAUUAUUCGACGUCAACUGGAAGGUGAACUUCAGAGAUGUCAAACGCUAUUAGGUGAAUUAGAAAGUGAUAAAGAGAAUUUACAAACUCGUCUCAGUUUAACUGGUCGUCAAGGCACAGAAAUGGAAAUGAAAAUUUAUAAUCUUCAAAUAGAAUUAGAAAGAGCUACAAAUGCCUUAGAUCAAACUACUCUGUGUGUAGCUGAAUUACGAGAACAACUGACACGUGAAAAAUUAGCUUAUACAAAUCUACAACAAGAAUUAACUAGAACACAAGAACAUAUGGAAGCUUUACAAAAACGUGAAUUAAAUGCAGAACAAGAGAAACGUUUAUUACAGGAACGUUUAGACAAUAGUAGGAGUCUGUUGAAUGAUACCAAGAUGCAGUUACAUGAUAUGAUGGAACGUGUACAGAAACUACAAAUUGAAACAUCAGAAGCUGCAGUUAAGCGUAGUGAAGUAGAAACACAGUUAAGACAAUUAGAAAAGUUAUCUACAGAAUGUCAACAGACUAACAAUGAGUUACAAAUGAAGCUAAACAAUAUACAAGCUGAAAAUGUCAAUUUAACAGAGAAAAAUGCAAACUUACUAAGAAAUAUGAAUGAUGCAGGCAUACAAAAGCAUGAAAUAGACUGUGAGCUAACUAGAGUAAGAAAGGAACAAGUUCAAUGGAAGAGAAUGGCAGAAAAGAUGGAAAGAGAACGUGUAAGGGAACAAGAGUUGAAUGCCACGUUACGUAGUGAAAAUACAGAAUUGAUGAAAACUAUUCGUGGACUUGAAGAAGAGACAUUAACUUUACGCCGUGAAAUACAAAAGUUACAAGUACAUAUGGCACAACAAGAUGAACAGUAUGCAGCUCAACUAGUAGAAGUCAAUACAAAACAACGUCAAGAAUUAGAAAGUGAACUUGACCGGCAAAGAAACGCUUUAAAUGAUGCACAAAAAACACUACAACUCAAGGAAAGAAGUUAUAAACAACGUGUACGUGGGCUUGAAGAUCAGAUUCAACAACUCAAAGAUCAAUUGGCUCAUGAAACAAGUAAACGUCAAUUGAACUACUUUAAAACUCCAUCAUCUAUUAAUCAUAGUCAACCAAGUUUAACAAACUAUGGAAGUUCAGUAACAACAACAACAACAGGAUACGAUUUAGCUGAUAAUAAAUCUGGUCUGGAUAGUAAUCUUCAACAGGAUUCAUUCCUAGUGGGAUUAUACAAACCGACUACAGCACCUUCCCGAUAUGAUCCAUAUUAUUACCAAGUAACCGGUUCCAUACCUGCUCGGUUGAACCGGUCAUCAGGAUCAAGUUUAUUCAUAAAGCCAAGAAAAUCAUUCAUUGAAUCAAGAUUAUACCAGUCAACAACAAAAAUCAAUCAUAUCAGUCCUUCGGUUCGAUGUAAUGAUGACGAGAGAAGUAAACCGGCUCCUGAAGAGAUUGGUACAUCAAAUACAGAUGUCAGUCCACUAAUAGAUCAAUCAGCUUUCUCUCGUACACCAAUCCCAGCUGGUCGUUCCACAUGGCGUGAAUCAAGAGACAGUUCAGCUACACUGAAUCGAAGUACAAGUGACUCGACAAUACGUCGAAGAGAUGUCCAACCGUAAAACAAAAAACAUUUUCUUUUUUCAGUUCACAAUGAAAUACAAAUGUUGUGCACCAAUAAUCUUCUGGUUGUUUGAGAAACAACUACACCACGAACAUUACUGU
Molecule: messenger RNA, 7335 nt
Organism: Trichobilharzia szidati
Lineage: Eukaryota; Metazoa; Platyhelminthes; Trematoda; Strigeidida; Schistosomatidae
Source: the annotation of a GenBank genome assembly